Messenger RNA from Paraphaeosphaeria sporulosa, 974 nucleotides. RefSeq lists its product as uncharacterized. The coding region runs from base 268 to 807 and encodes 179 amino acids. The record is from RefSeq and is a predicted model, not a curated record. The transcript has 2 exons. NCBI's taxonomy places the organism in Eukaryota, Fungi, Ascomycota, Dothideomycetes, Pleosporales, Didymosphaeriaceae.
GACCUGUUGCAGAUUCAGCAGAUCAAGACAUAUCACCAGCGGAACUUGAAGGUGGUACGACGACCAAGGAACUUGGAGAUGAUAUGACGUUUGAGGACCUCGAAAUUGGGUGGUAUCCUCAAGAGUGUCACCUGUGCGAGCCCUAUCAACCUCCCGCGCAUUCCAGAUCACCCCAAAUUGUUGCCAACCAUACGCCUCCGCCUCGUGCCGAGUUCACGCAUACAGGCGCUGAGAGCUCGGCGGCCUCGGCGGCCUCGGCUACCAGCGAUGUUAAGGCUGGUUUUAUCGGCCAUCCGGCAGCAACCUGGGGCUAAAGGAUCCCAGCGGCUCUCAAAGUCAGGUAAAAAGACCUGCCCUCCGAAGAGGUGGUCCACAAGGAUAAUUACGGUCUAUACUACAACCAUUACGCCUAUAACGACGCUGACGGCGAAGUGCCGGAUUAGUAUAACAGUGGCAACUCCCAAGCACCCUAUAUACCCGCAGGCAGAGAACAAGGAAGGGCUGUCUGAGAAGAAGCGACUUCGACGGGCAGAAACACGUCUAUUGCCCUUCCCGGCCCCCUCACAAAGCUCACUAGCCACAAUUUGGCAAAUUUUCAACGGAACGAGAGCCACACCCAGACGCAGCAAGCUUCACCAGCUUCAACAUGCUCACCCCUCCUACAUUCUUUAUAGCAUCGAUGAGUACUCUUACCCGGAUAACCUGGAAACAGGCAUCGUCUUCGACACGAGCUACACUCGAGGUGCCAUUACCCCAAAGGGACACGAAAAGGAGGGCGGUAUGUUGAGAAAGGACUCGGAUGCAUGAGAUCAUUUUACCUUUGGCGCAGAUCCAGAUGACGAGGGUUUAAUAAACAUGUCGCAGGCACUCACGACAUCUACUCCGAUGAACGCGUCGGCAGCAUCCCAAGGGAUGACGGCCACUUCCACGGGCAUGACCCAUAAGAUGGCGCUAUUCAAACCAGAUCUUACGCA